Messenger RNA from Saccostrea cuccullata (small rock oyster), 2884 nucleotides. Its product is annotated as MAM and LDL-receptor class A domain-containing protein 1-like. Bases 1 to 2883 code for a protein of 960 amino acids. Gene Ontology annotation, cellular component: membrane. The record is from RefSeq and is a predicted model, not a curated record. Gene Ontology annotation, molecular function: metalloendopeptidase activity. Gene Ontology annotation, biological process: proteolysis. Lineage: Eukaryota; Metazoa; Mollusca; Bivalvia; Ostreida; Ostreidae. The transcript has 21 exons.
AUGAACUGGGCCAACAUCCGGGGCGGCACUGGUAACCGAAACAUGUACAAAAUCCCGACCCGGGACAACACGCCGUACGACCUGGCGUCCGUGCUACAGUACAGACUCAAUGCGUUUGCAGUCGACUCUCGCUAUCCUACAAUUACAGUCAAGGAUAGUCGGUUAUCGUUCUUAGCAGACACAGCAGUAGGACUGAUGUUCUAUGACACCAAAGACGUAACAAUAAAUUACCAAUGUACUCAACAAUGUGUAAAUCCGCCCACCUGUUUAAACGGGGGAUUCCUCCUCCACACGUGUCAAUGUUACUGCCCGGCUGACUUGUACGGAACUUCAUGUGAAAUUGUGUCCACUCACUCAGAGUGUGGGGGGAUUAUUGAGCUGGCCUCGGGGGAGGAGCGGACCAUCACGACACCAGGCUGGCCAAACUCAUACAACCUGGGGAGGAGGUGCAUCUGGGUGGUCAAGGGUCCACCAGAAAACCAUAUAAAGUUGUCUAUAGAUUCUUUGGCGCUGAAUUACAUCAACACCUACUGCUACCACUGGUUGGAGGUUCGAUAUAACCUGGCAGGACAGAGGGGUCCGAGAUUAUGUGGAUACAGAAACAAUGAAGCUUACGUGACGACAGACGACGAAAUCAAAAGUCAGAUGAUCAUUAAGUUUGACAGUCUGACGACCAACCGGGCGGCAUUAGCGGGGUUCUCCAUCCGAGUACAAAGUCUCAACUCAGGUUGUCUCAAUACUCACUGUAUGUUUGGAACCUGUCGUAGCUCGGAUGGAGUCUGCGUUUGUAAUACCGGGUUCUCUGGAACCAGGUGUGACCAGAUAGCCGACACUUCCAGCCUGACGGCAACUUUUGAGACCGGGGCUGGAUUACCCUUCCUACAAAACGAGGGGAACGCAUACGAUUGGAGCCUCAGAUCGGGACCUACACCCACGGAUAACACUGGUCCACCGGGGGCACAAGAGGGGUCAACUUAUAUCUACCUAGAAACGUCUUCUCCACGCGUGCCGGGUGACAUUGCUACGCUGACGUCAUCAGCCGUCACAUUUUCAUUGGCCAUCUCCCGGUGUUUGAAGUUUUAUUAUUCUAUGUACGGAGCUAAUAUGGGGACAUUAAACGUUUAUUAUCAGAGCGGAACUGGGGCCCGAACCUUGGCCUGGUCACGCUCUGGUGAUCAAGGAAACCAAUGGAAUUAUGCGGAGGUGGAAAUUCCCAAUGUCUCCAAUGUUAGGGUAUCCUUUGAUGGGGUUCGAGGCAGCGGGCAUCUCAGUGACAUUGCUUUGGAUAACGUUCAGUUGCUUAGUGCUACAUGUGCAUCAUUGGCAACCACCACAACGACCACGCCUACAACUACGACCACGCCCACCACCACGACAACCACGCCCACAACUACGACCACGCCCACUACUACGACCACGCCCACCACUACGACCACGCCCACUACUACAACCACACCCACCACUACGACCACGCCCACCACUACGACCACGCCCACUACUACGACCACGCCCACCACUACGACCAUGCCCACAUCUACAACCAUGCCCACGACUACGACCAUGCCAACAUCAACAACCACGCCCACAACGACAACCAUGCCCACUACGACCACGCCCACUGCUACGACCAUGCCCACAUCAACAACCACGCCCACCACUACGACCAUGCUCACAUCAACAACCACGCCCACCACUACGACCAUGCCUACAUCAACAACCACACCCACCAGUACUUCAACAACCACCACAACUACAGCAAUAACAACUUCUACAACACCUACUGUUGCUUCGUGUAGCUUUGAGGACGGAGCCAGUUGUACCUUACGUAAUCUGAUCCCUCCUCCUAUUGGUCUACAGGCGCCGGAUCUGUUCAGGGACAAUUUUGAUUGGGUGCUCACAGGAACGGGAGCCACCCCCUCCAGAAACACGGGCCCGACCUCGGCGUCCGAGGGUACCCGUUAUGCGUAUAUAGAGGCGUCCAACCCCAGGGUCGCUGGAGACAGGGCGGUGCUAAGGACAUCGAGUAACUUCCAAGGCAAUCCCCAGUGCCUAACGUUUGACUACCAUAUGUUUGGAUCUUCCACCGGAAUGGGGGAUUUAAAAAUCUACUCCAGCAAUAUAAACAAUGAAAUCACGUUACUAUGGUCACGUGAGGGUAACCAAGGAAACCAGUGGCUAUCUGCCUCUGUAGACGUACCGACAGCCACGGGACUUGUGAUCUUUUUCGAAGCAACUCGGGGUGGUUCUUACAAGAGUGAUAUCGCCAUUGAUGACGUACGCAUUACCCAGGGUUCCUGCGGCUGUAGCACAAACCCAUGUAAAAAUGGCGGACAAUGUACACAAACAACCACAGGGUUUACUUGUCAAUGUACUAGCGGGUUCGGUGGGAACGCUUGUGACGUCAUAGUCGGGCCAGUGAUGUGUGACUUCAAUACCGGAAAUACCUGUAGCUUCCUAUCUCAGGCCACAAAUGACAGAGAUGACUGGAGAUUUGGGACGCGAACUCCGAGUUACAAGACAGGACCACAAUACCCCGUGGACGGCAUUUUCGCCUACACCGAGGCUUCCUUCCGGUUCUGGGGAACCACCUACAUACUAACCACUGCCGGCUCACAGCUACAGGAGAGCCCAUGGUGUCUAACAUUCCAAUACAACAUGUACGGAAAUAGAAUGGGGACGUUCGAGGUCAAUGCAGGGUCAAACGGGAGUUUGACGAGGGUUUGGACACGGUCCGGUAACCAGGGCCGGAGCUGGAAAUCCGCAGCUAUAUCAAUAAAUUCGGCUCCAAAUCUUGUAAUAAACUUGGAGGUAAUCCGAGGUUGGGGAUAUAGAAGUGACGUUGCUAUUGACAACGUGCGACUACAGACAGGAACAUGUAAGUAAA